Nematolebias whitei (Rio pearlfish) is the source of this 662-nucleotide messenger RNA. RefSeq names its product interphotoreceptor matrix proteoglycan 2. Gene Ontology annotation, molecular function: hyaluronic acid binding; heparin binding. Lineage: Eukaryota; Metazoa; Chordata; Actinopteri; Cyprinodontiformes; Rivulidae. Bases 6 to 662 code for a protein of 218 amino acids. Gene Ontology annotation, biological process: visual perception. The transcript is spliced from 6 exons. The record is from RefSeq and is a predicted model, not a curated record.
CCUCCAUGGGAGACCCAGGUCGGCCUUACUUUCAGGAGCCUGAGGCUUUUCCGCACAUCAUUCGAGUGUCUGAUGUGAAGGCGUCUUAUGAAAGCCACGCGGUUAUGUCUCGACAAAAAAGGAACAUCUUUUUUCAGAGUGGACUCAGGCUGUGUGGGAAAGAGACCACUGAGCAAGUUGUUUCGCACCAUCUCAGUUACUUUCAUCUCAGAGUGUGCCAGGAGACCAUAUGGGAGGCUUUCAAAAUCUUCUGGGACCGAGUACCAGAGCAAGAGGAAUACCAAAGAUGGAUGAACCAGUGCCAGGAGGAUGCAGUCACUGCACGAGAUAUCGGCAGCUACUUUAGUCAAUCAGAGGAGCAUCAGGCUCUGGUAAAAUGGAGAAUCUCACAUUCAGGUUCUCAAAGCUCACCAACGUCAGCAAGUCCAGCAGCUGUUGAUGCUCCUGAGCUGGAGGAUACAGAAAAGGAGGAUGCAGCUCCCGUCUCACCAGAGCUAUCCAAUGAAAUCACCAUGCAGCCUAGCAGCACCACCGUGUUGGAGCAGGUGGUGGAGCUGAGCAUCCUCCUGACGGGAGAGAUUUUCAGUGAUGACCUCAAUGAUCCAGCCAGCCUCAAGUUCCAGACGCUCAGCAGACAUCUUGCUGAAAAGGUUCCUCUUUAG